AUGCCGCACCCUCCGGAUUUUAUGGCGGAAGUGAAGGUAUUCCUCAUUGAAUCUUUAUAUUGUUUUCCAAGGGUCUGGUGAAAGCGAAACUAAAAGAGCUCGGUGCUUUCGUCGACGAAGAACUUCCCGAUUAUAUAAUGGUGAUGGUUGCCAAUAAGAAGAAGCGCGAAAGCAUGAAUAACGAUUUGCAGCUGUUCCUGGGUGCACAGACCGAAAGCUUUACUGAAUGGUAAUCACGCCUGUCGCCAGUUAUUUCCAUUUAGGCUUCAUCUGUUGCUGGAGUCCUAUUCAAAAUCAGAAGGUAAGUAAUUACUGAUAAGUAACUCGGCUUAGACAAAAGGAAACGGGCGCCCGCAAUUCCUAGCGUGAAUAAGGACGAGAAAAGACUUACAAAACGCCAAGUUAAAAACAGUCGUAUGGACUCCAAGAAAUCACUCUCCAGAUCGCGUUCAAGGUCUCCGAUUACACAGAAGAUCGCCCAUCGUACUGCGCUUGAAAGUGAAGCGGACGUUAUCAGUGUUCGGGCAGACGAAAGUAACCAGCCUGGUAUCUGUUUAUUUUUUAGACGAAUUCAUUGAAGAAGGCUCUACACCAAUACAGAAGGAGGCUGUUUCUCAAGGGACAACAAAACCAAAAGAACAGCGGAAAAUCGUCAGCACGUCUUCGCUGACCGGUUCCUCAACUGAAGCCAGUGGCGAGGUGGGACCUGGACUACGGUCAGUAGUUAAGGUAAGAAAUUUUGGUAAUGUUGACUGGCCCAUGCGAAUUCUACGUAAGCCCUGCUCUUUACUAUCGAGAGUCUGCAAGGCCGACUACUGGGAAAGUGAGGACCUUAGAUAACUUACCGCAUGGUCAGCCUUAACAUUUGGCCGUUUGUAUUUGCCAAUUUCUUAGUCUAUUUUUGCAGCAUAUGGGAACUGUUCCGUGCAGCUCGAUUGGUUUUUGUUUUUUCGUUUGCCACCUCUUAGAUCCGACCGUUUUACAACCCUUUAGUCCUAGUUUUAUGAUAAAAGUGCCUGCUUCGCAAUCUGAUUGUUGUGCAGUGGGGAGUGAUUAGUAUGUAAUUUAUUUAGAAGAAGUCCACGGAGUCGGAAAACAACUCUGGUUAUACUGGACCCUAUUUCUUCGCCUUCUUGAGACUUGGUUUCUUUUUAAACACCAAUGCGUCUUAUCUGGCUCAUACUUUCCAUUCAUGUGCUUGAAACACAAUAUCCUCAGCCGCCGCACUGGCGAACAUCCAGAACUUUGAAACAAAAGUCGUCCAUAAAUCCAAUGACCUCUAAAACACUGCACUAAUAAAUUAGAAUAAGCUCGGUAUUGGUACUAUCCUGUAAACUCAUCUGUAACUAACUGGCCUUCAUCUGAUCGUCGUCAGCAUAUGCGCCUCAGCAGUGCUUUCCCUGUCUUGCUAAACGGGAAGCUCUAUUUUGACUUUUGGGAAAUACUAUACUUUUUUGGGACUGAUAAUGUUGCUUAACUGAUGCUUUCACCGCACUGUAUUCUGAGCGUCCACGACUGAAUGGCUGAUAUCUAGACAAAUAGGCAGACCACAAGCCACAAUGUUACCGCGGCGUUAAGGACUGAGGUAUGGCACACCAGUUGCACAGAGUGCGAUGAUUGCACUGUGGGAUAAGGUCAGUAAGGCAUUACUAAAUAUGUCUUUCCGACCACCACCCUAUUGACCGAAUUUCUACUCGAAGAUUAAGUUUAAAACAGGUGAGCUGGAUUUGCAUCGUUCGACUAAGUUUCAAUUAAUGUAAUGACUUGCACAGCUAACAACGCCUGCAGACCUAUGUUAAGACGUCGGGUGAUAAGACGCGAAAUAUACUGCGUAUAAGGCAACGAAUUUCACAUUUGUGUUGUAGAUGAUGGGCCCCUUGUAGCUCGUAUUUAAACGGUGCCUGCUCCUUAUUGUGAGUUCAUCAUACCGAUCUCCAUAGUCGAUUGCGGCCAACCUUCCAAGCGAAGUUAAGCCCGUUAGCACACCAGCCUCCUAGAUCAAAGGACUAGUUCUUUCGAGGUCAGCAUGUGCUAAUUUUACCAGAGCCUUCAUUUGGUUACCUCAGUUCUCUUGUUAGCUAGGACCGCGUCCACCCGAGGUAACGUUCAAUAUGGUUUCAUCUCCAGGUUAGUGCGUCGCAUGGCCAAUCCGCCACAGACAGGUGGUCCUAUCUUUGAGUGGUUGCACAGUCAUUUUUAGGAACUCGAUCAAAGAGACAGACGUGAAUAGCGGAACGCAAGUAUGAUUAAUAAGAACAUUCAGGCUGUACUGAAAGUACAGGCCACCCAAAAUCUAUAUGGAAGGGUAUCUUGGGAGGCAUCAUAUGCGCACAGCGGGGUCUUCGUGCUGAUUUUAAGCCGAUUCCAGAAGCUUCAGGAGUAGCUGCGCGCCCGAUUUGUCCGGUGGUUGGUUGCACCCUUGUUAGUUAUGUAGAAAGUCCCGUCCAUAGCAUAAGGCCAUUCACUAGACCGAAGACUUCGUUGUCUACCAAGACCAAGCAGACCCCUUCAACCGCAAAACCCAGGACGAUCGUCUUUGUUCUUGAGAAGUGUUUUGGUCAGCUUAUGUCAGUCAUGCGCUUACCUGAACUACGACACGUCCCUCUUCAUUCUCGCGGUCUUGCGUCCUUAUAUUUCUGUAGAAAGAUCGAGUAAAAUCAAUUAAGUUCAAUGGCAUGCCAUCACGCAACAUGGCUGGUUGAAUGGUAGGCCUUUGCCGCUGACUGUGUGUCCGCAAUGUGAAUAGCGGCUUUAUUUCUGACACCUCGACCAAGGCCGGGCCCUGACGUGACCACUCCAAUCACCCUCUCAACUUCGGUGACCAACCCAUCACGCCUUCGCUCUCCUCUGCAACGGAGUCUUAUCCCCCUCCACCCUAUGCGGUGUCGUGCAACUCCCUUCUCAAUAAACAAAUUAUGGAUGCAGUACUGAAACCGUGAAACAACGAGCUACUCGAGAGAACGGUGUUAUCACCGAAGUUUGCAAGUCUUGCGUCAACACUGGCGCCUUAGGUCCACGGACCAGUUAGGCAAGUGUGGGGGUGAGCUCAUUCGCGAUCACCCGGUCUUGAUUUUUGUGCUUUUCCUCAGAAGGGAGAUAAGGCAAACAAUAAGAACUACCGCAUCAUAAGCCCCGCCGAUUAUGUUUCUAAGGUAUUUCUUAAUUUCUCGGGAUGUUUGACUCUAGGACGAGACCCUGAGAAACUGAGUUUCGACCUGACCGUGAAUGCACCCACGGGGCUAUUUACGCUGCAGCGCAUCUCGUUUGGCUGUCAGAAAGCCACGGUUGUUUGCUUUGUCGGCUUCAUCGUAACGUUCAGUUAUGUGCAUUAUGAAUUCCUGCGACAGACAGUAGACUUAGACGGUAUACCGACAAAAAUCCUCGCCAUGAUUAUGACCAAUUAUCGCACCACAACAAUCCCACAGCCGUUCGACCGUCAAAUGGGCAUUGCAACAGCGACCGGACUCCCUUAGCCGGUUGAACACAUGGGCCGCGUUUGACUGAACCCCUAGCCUUUGCGACACUGUGACGUUCUCAUUAAUUGACUGCAGCCAGUCAUGGCUCAGGCCCGCGCUUACGCCUCGCACCGACAGAAAAGAACAAUGGCUGAUUCCCGGUUUGGCAAAUCAAUUGCUACCCGUCAGAGUAACGGACUGGCCUGCUUAAUUUGUCUCUGAUUCUUGCCGACACCACACCUCGACAGUUUUCCGCUACCCACCCUAUUUAACCGUGCCGCUGACCACUCACGUCGAAGGUCCCUAUGAAGUUUUGGCGAUGUUUAAUUUGCAAUCGAUCACUGGCUGGCUGACGUUUGCUACACUGGCGAUAUCUGCCUAAUGGCGUCAGGCCAUAUUAACCUACGGUAUAUGACACUCGGAGUAGGUGAAGUCGCAACAUCAGUCGUUUUAUCCGUAAACGCUGAGAAGACCAGCGUUUUCGAGUUACAGUUCUGACCAGACGACACCUCUCUGAAUUAAUGACUGCCAGCGUCGGAGCGAAGUUGAUGUCAAAUGUACAAGUUAAGGAAUACGUGGUCUGUCAAGUCCAUGUUGAUCGCAGGGCUUUCGAAAUCCUCUGAAAGUGUCCAGGGAUCUAAGUCGCCACCCCCGUCUCACGAAAAUCAGUGUGUACGGGGCAUCUUUCUGGUCAGUCCUUCUGUGCUCGGCUGUGCGCGUGAACGACGAGUGCGAACUGUAAGCGUUCGGCCGCCGCUGUCUGAAAAACACCCUAAUUAAUUAUACAGACUUCGUCUCUAAUCAGACAGUCCGCAGGAUAGAUGAGGUCACUGAACCAGUCAGUUUAUUCAUAAACGUCGAGAAGGCCAAAGUGUUUUUGAGAUACAUUUCUGCCCAGGAGAAGUUACUCCUCAGACAUUCAAACCCCAUCGCUGGGGGAGAGAGUGCGUCGUGCUCCAGAUCCGCUGACACAGAUCGUCGCGCAAAGAAGUGGAACCCGCGACAUCAUCGAGACCGGUUGGGUUAUGGAUGGCCACAAGUACAAGAUCCACGUCUGUUUUUGACUACUUGACAAAGUGUGGUAGUAAUCUUCCUACUUGGCAACUUGCCUAGAUUCGUCUUGUUUUCCUGGCAAUCAUUUGCAACCAGGUACAUAGUAGUUUUAGUGUUUUUAUUAGUCUUGACGGGUUUUUACUUACUGCACCGGUGGAGGAGGAGUGUUGCGAGAUGUGAUCGAACUUUCGUCCUUCAUCAUUCUGAUUUGUAGCGUUUCAAGUAUCGAACUGUUUAAUUCUUGAAUAUCCGAGUGCGGAAUGCGAGUAGAUUGUUGACUCCUUUUUUCCUUCGAAAUUGCGCUGACCCCUGAAUAUCUCGGUAUCCUAAUAGGUUCUGCUUUAGUAUGACAUCUGGGGAUUCUGGCUUUGGGCUUCCAUCUUUAUAGCAAGGCUGUUUAUGGAAUAAACCUUCAAUUUAAAGAACCUCGGUGACAAUUCCCCCAGUUCCCUAUGAUUAAUGCUCAUGUCGCAGCAGCGAAAGCCGCAGGGAGACCCUAGUCUCUAUGACCUUCAGGUCCCGUCUCGAAUAGAAAGAGAUGCCAUUGGACGCCUUUUGAGAGGGCAGUGCAUUCUGUACAGAAUGAUUGGAGAACCGGCCGAAAUAAGUUGGAAGCCGGACGAGAGCACACGGCCGGCGCCGCGAGAGCGGCGCCCCAAGUGACAGUUGGGGAUGCGUCACAGCGUCUGGAGCGAACGCACGCCUUUAUCAGCCUUGGAGAUGACUGGUCGGUUCGUGCAACCGUGAUUGGCCAAGAACCGGACUACCAAUGGUGUGCACGUUCAAGUACUCGUGAUAUACUCGACAGGUACCCGGGGUAGGGCUACUACGCUCAUAAUCAAGUUUAUUGUUCUCAAGUGCACCCGUUUUCCUUAAGCUCUCAACACACGUGCCGUGUUCUACCACCAUGGCACCACACGCCCGACCUGGUGGACUUCUUCUGAAACGCGCAAUGUCUGAGGCUCAAGCGAGUGUGGCAUCAACUACAUCUAUUUCACCAACGAAGUCCACACGACCUGCUGCUGUAGUACACGGACGAAAACGGCCAGCGGACCAGAUGGGGUUCGUUCUUCUGAUUCGGCAGUGCCUCGCUUACCUCUAAUAUCCAUUUAUAUCAUUAUCUUUCCAAAGUGUUUUGGUUUGAUUUGUGUUUUAUGUCUAGGCAAUCCUGCUUGGACAGCCAGCUUGCUUUAUCAGGAUUUAUAGAUUUCAUAUGUUGCAUUAGGUUUGGUGGGAGGGGGAGGUAAAUCGACCCAAAUAUGAUUAACCUCACACUUCCCAGUCGGGACCUCGUAGCUGGGGUGGUUAGGGCGUUGGCUGUACGUAAAUCUUGCACUUGCUGUGGUGGGUUCAAAAUUCACCGGGGCCGCGGAGUUCUUCGUAAUUGGAUCAGAUUAAUUUUGUUAGUCACCCAGAAACACUUAUGAAUGUUUGCGCUAUCUUGAAAAUGUGUCUCCCAUCAACGCCAUUCUUUACACGUUGGGCAAGACUUAACUGCCUCUUGAAUUUUUGACUUCUCGGGGUUCGUGAGGCGAGCAACCUUAUAUUUCAAGUGAAUUAAAAGUCCAUAUUCAUUUGCCCAUGUGCGUUCCUGUCGGCUCGACUGUAGACUACCACAGGAAAGCUAAACGAGAUCAUCUUGUCUUAAGUGUCCUUUUACUUUUGGCUUCUGUCUCCAGCUCUUCACCUAGAAAAUGUAUGCACGAACAGACUUGCUAUGCUGAUGACUUAGGUAUGUAUUCCACAGUAUCUUAGAGGGCUUGAGUGUAUGGUUUUCCUCGGAAAGUUGUGGCCUGUAAGGAGUCUGCUUGAUGAACGCUUUUGCGUAGUACUAUUCCCUUGUAUGUUUCCCAGGUUGGGGUCAACUACACUGUCUCGCUCUUUCAAAAGUUAUCCUGAAUGACGGCGACUUGCCACGCUUAUGACAAUCGCGGUAUUUCUUCAAAGGAAAAUACCCCUCCUCCCCCCACAAGACUUUAACAUCGAUCCCUAAUACCUUGGUGUUUGCUAAUGUCAGUUAUCAAUAAGACCGGUUUAUUUAGGCGACCUUCAUUUUUUCUAGGUGAUCAGAUUUAAUUAUCAUUCAUUAACAUGAGUUUCUCCAUUGGAAAUCUUGUUUAGUAACAGAUGUCCAUCUUCAAAAGUUACCCCGUGACGCAUUUUAGAUAUUCUUUCCAAAUCAUGUUCUCAACGUGAAUUUCAGAAAAAAGGGCGUUUACUGGGUAAAGUUUUUUUGAUAUCUGACGUUUGGAGUAGUGAUUUCGUCCAUCCACCUUCAGGCACUUCCGAAUGCUGUGCACAGUUCUUAUUAUAUAUCUCAUUUUGUUUGCUGUGCCAGUCGCCAAUGCCGACUGCGGGACUAGGUCAGACUCCCGUGUCGCCUCUGCCCCCCUUCCCACAGCGAUAAUUGGCGGCUCCGAUUGCGACCCGAUCGCAACGGACAGGACAACAAGCCCGUAGCUUAAUAGUUAGGGCGUUGGAGUCUAACCAACGGGUCGCACGUUCGAGCCUCGGGGGUCGUAUACCAAGAAUGCAUGAACAUCAGUUGGCCGUACUAGGUUGUGCCCAAAGUCGGAGGUAGCAACCCCUGUCGCGCAGAUGGGACACACCUUCAAUUUCGACGUCGUUGAGGUUGUGGGCCGAGACGGUGAUCAUACAUCAAGGCAAGGUGCAGGUCUACCAACAGCCCAGUCAAUUUAUCACAUCAAUUUAUCCGGUUUUACGAACCUUCUUGACAGGACAGCGACAGCGUGAAACAAUCGAGGCUGCCAAUUAUCGCCGUGGUGAGGGGUGAGGCGGAGGCGACACAGGAGUCUCACUUAGUCCCACAGUCGGCAUUGGCGACCGGCACAGCAAGCAAAAUGAGAUAUAUACUAAGAACUGUACACAGCACUCAGCAGUGUCUGAAGAUGGAUGGACGAAAUUACUACUCCAAACGUCAGAUAUAAACCUCAGCCAGUGAACGCUUCUUAUUUUGACAUGUCAUCCGAGAAUCGCACUUUUUCCAUUUUUGAUACAGCGUGAAUUCUUCCGUACUUUCUAAAGUGAGAGCAGGAGGAAAGCUGAUCGAAAACGGAUUCCUUAUUUGGGCUUUGAAGUCCUUGUUUUGCGUAAUGUUCAGCAGAUAUUAUUCUCGAGAUGUAAAAUAGUGAUUAAUGCAUGUGUUUUCCAGUCAUUCUGUUUCGGUUUGUUCUGAGGGUCUCGAUCGUAAAUAGUACUUUCGAACUCUUUUAUUUGCCGUCUUAUUGAAGUGUUCUACUUGGGUUCAUCGUUUACCACGUGCGUUUUCGUAGAGUCGCAUGCAUGCAAUAUCAAAUUUUUAAAAUAAAAUAAAGGUUUGGAUUGUUUUAAACUGCCGCAUGGUUUUAUACAUUCGGCUCUGUCUUAAAACCUGUUAUAUGCGUUAGCAUUCGUUGGUACUGACCUAGUUACGCUUGAGUACCAAUACAGAGUCCACGUCCGUUAUCGCGUACUGCACUCCGUCAUGGAGCUUGUGUGCUUUCUAUCAGAAGUCAUGCUUCGUGUUAAACUUACUAUGCGUACAUACUUGACUUAACGGUCUUUUACUCAGACCCCGGCUUCCUGUGACCGAUGACUGUCACAUAGUGUGCAGACCAGGUUGCAUUCUGCCCUUCUGCCUAAGUCGUCUGAUGACUUUGUGCCUUCUUUUUCAGCUCUUCUCUGGAGGACGACAUAGAACCCCCGGCCGCCAAGUCGACCCGCUUCGUGGUCACUCUCAACGACUCUGCCGUCAGUGGUACUGGUAGUGGUAAGGAGGUACCCGGUGCAGUCGGCGUUUCCAAUGUCAAGUCUCGUCUUGGUCCUCGAGUACCGUCUCGCGCUCUCGCAGAGGCUGACAGGCACGAUGCAGUCGGUCCGGCCCUGGAAGUGCUAGACGCUCGAGACAUUCUCAUUGCUAGGAAACUGCAAAAGUCCAAAACUAGCCUGUCAGCAGAGUUACUGUCAACGAAGGCAAAUCGUAUGAUUACCGCUGAAAAGCCCAAGGAUACGCCGCCCAUGGUGAUUAGUCUUAACGACACCGAUGAGGAUGAGCUGGCAGAAACUGCGCGCCUUAUGAAAUCGCCAGUUAAAGCUGCUGCGGUGGUGAAAGAGCAGUCGGCUGAACCGCCUAAACGAGAAAACAUACCCAGGUGGGCUACCUUUGCUUUGGUACCUGACCGCUUUUUUCAGAUAAUUGGGCUGCCACUAAGAGGGGUAAACGGAGUUGGAAUACGAGCUUUCGACGUUCUUGUGGUAUUUCGUAAACAAAUCUUACGUGCCAGUGUUGAACACUAGCGUGCCACUCUGUUUUGUGCCUUCAUGUCUGGUGGCGGGGGUCGCAUCAGCUUUAAAUAAUGAUAUUGUCAGGUAAUAAUGGCAACAGAUAUCAAAAAUGCCGAAAUUUCAUCCUCCAAUGUUCACCUAAGCCACCGAAAAAGUUGUUUAUGACCUGCUAUCUUUAAACUGAGUACUAUUCAAAUCCAAAUUCUCGGAAAUGCUUUCUGACGACGACAUUUAUUAUCGCCAUCCUUAUCUGCAAGGUUCCAAUCCUACUUUCAUUAAUCACCCCUUUGCCGUCAUAUGGUCAUUCUCCCCUUUUCAAUGCAGCCAGUCUUGCAUGUGUGCACAGAUGGGCAAGAAAAAUUAGGGCUGUCCUCUUGAAACUAAGCAGUAGACAACUCCGAUUAGUUGACCUGUGGAGCCCCCUACGUUUAGUGACUAAUUUCAUAAAAGGUUAACUGAAAUACUCAAGUGUGUGUGGAUUAAAGAAGAACGAAGCUCGCUAUAUUUCCAAAUCCCGGGCGCCCUUCACCAAAUGUCUGUGAUAGAGUUGAACCCCAGAUAUGGCACACAUUUUCGUGCAUUAAGAACGUCUCUGAGGUCACCAAGAAAAUCGUCCGCAACUUAAAUAACGGCGCUGCACGUCGACCAUCGAGCACAGUGCACAACAAAAUCAUGUGCAACAAGGAUCGUUUUAACUCAGGCGAGUAAUUGGGUAGUAACCACUUCCGGGUGUCGACUGCCCCUACAAAUACACAGGCCAGAUGGAGCCCAGUUAUCGGCACACAAAUGGGCGCUCGGCAGGAGACCUGUUAUCCUUCGUGGUUGUCCUCAGUCUGGGAAUAAUCACAACUUCGAUUUUCUGCCAUGUCGACAAUCAGUGCUAUUUCACACGCGGGGUGAUUACGGUGUGGAAAUCAGGUCGGAAAUAAGUAAGCAUUAUUGUCGAACUCGGGCUGAGCCCUACGCGGCUAGUCUAAAACAUCCAGCUCAGCCCCAUAGCCAACGACUGCCAACAACUUCGACAAGGCCGUCACAGCGGCUGACAUUUUCAGUUUCUAAGGCGUCUAAAGUUCGUGUCGAUCCUUCGUUUAUGUAAUUUUUCUCUUUUAGCACCCUUGAACGCUGCAAGUACUGGCCAAGUUGCCGCAAUGGUGCCAGUUGUCAAUACAUGCAUCCAAAGGAGGAGUGCCAGAGCUUUCCCAACUGCCGCUUUGGCGACCGGUGUCUCUACUUCCACCCCGCCUGCAAGUUCGGCGCCGGUUGCUCUCGACUCGGAUGCCCUUUCUCCCAUGCUGGCCAGCCCCCCAACAUUGGUAAUUGUCUCCUUCAUCGUUAUCUCGUUAGCCUAGACGUGAGCAGGCGGACCGCAUGUGAACUGCGGCAGAGGAGGGUUGCUUCUAUUAUGGCCAGGACCGACAGAAGUUGGCAGACUUAGUCGCUUUUGCGAGAAAGUCCGGCAAAUCAAGGGACUUUUGUUGCAGGUGGCGACUAGUAUUAGUUUUUAACCAGAAUUUUUUUGCCAGCAAAAGGCAUGAUAAACUGUUCGCUGGCGGUUAUUUCCAGUAGAAGCUAAAAGAAGUUGCAGCCUUUCUUUUCGAGAACCACCACAUUUACCAGAAAUGUUGCAGUCAUACUGAAAUUGCUAUUUCGGGCCUAGUGUUCGCCGACCGCUAAUUAUACCCCACUAACUUGCAGGUGCUUUACCCCUCACGAGUGAUGGCUCGAAACUACUUGAAAUGCCUGUUUACUUAUUCUAGCCACACAGACCCUCGGCGUACUCUGCCGUUUUUACCCACGAUGCAAAAACGCCGCCUGUCCCUUCCUACACCCACCCAUGGCGCUCUCCAAGCCGGCUGUGGCCAAGGUCUGUCGCUAUGGCAGUGCCUGCACCAACCGUGUCAAUUGUCCUUUCUCUCAUCCAACUGGCGCCGUGGUUGGCGCUCACACCUCUAUUCCCGCCACCCACAAACUCAAGUGGGUCGCUCCCGGCAAGGCGUCAAGUGCUGCCGCCAACUCUGCUACCAAGACUUCAGAGACGUCCGGUGGCUUUUCAUCUUCCACCAAUGAUCAGUUGACGGGAAACACCCCUAGUACUGCGACCAUAACCGCUACUGGUGUUACCGUUUGAUGCGAUCGACAAAUCGUAGAUUAUAUCUCCAAACGGGUUAGUCUCCAUUUUCUGUAUCCACGUCACCUUGUGUGACGCCUUCUACUGCUCUGAAUAAGGUCGUAGCGGCAGUUUUGUCUGCGCUUGAUACUUAAAUCUGGGCGUCCAGGAUUCUUGAUUGGCGUGUCAUUAUGUUCGGGCAUACUUUUGCUUCAGUCGCCUUGCUACUUUAAGCCCUCCCUGAAAAAUUUAAGCAUCCAUGCUCGUUUUUAUAAUGCCACCUGCGGACUGGCAUAAGCCCCAACCUCUUCGGUUGCCUUAAAAUAGUCGUCCUCUCUGACCCUUAUGAGGCGCAUCGUAGGCCAUGUUCGUAAGCAUCCAUCUAGUUGGGGUUUCGUAGUCUAUUCCGAUUUGGUGUUAACCCCUUGUUCUGCAUUUCAUGAGGCGAAGCGAAAAUUUUGUUAGCAUAGAAGCCUACUGGUGAAAUAAAGAUUUACCGAGGCAGCUGAUCGCCUGGCGUGCUAGAGCUAUAGGAAACCGAAGUCCCCUGAUUAGGCUCUCUGUGACAGGGACCAUAUCAACCCUCCCUUUUUAACCGCACACGUACGCGGGCUUAUUUGUGUUUGAUAACUGUCUCACUGCUAGCAGUCAUCAAUCGCAAAAUUCUGUUGUUCAGUCUAAAUGUCAGGCCUCUGCCUCAAAAAAACUACCUCAUUCACAGUAUUCUUCAUCGACCUCCCUUCCGAGAUUUCCCAAGUUUCCGCACUUUGCCUAGAUUACCGGAAGUUUCAACUUCUUUGUAAAUGUGUUCCAUGCCGCCAUAAUUUUACUCCAGCGUAACUAAGUUAUAAAAACGGUCGCAUUGUAGUUUCUAAAAAAAACUUUCCUUGGAGCCUGUUAGUUCCUCCGGUUUGUUACAUUUCAUCUCUCAGACGUUAUGAUUGAGCAGCUGUUAAGGAAUUUCUUGGUUGUUUUCGACCGAAGUGCAGGCUCUGUUCCGUCUCAGAUAGUCUAACAAAACUACACUCAGCACGUUUACUUGGGCUAUGCCAGCGAACCCUUCACACUUUCGACACUUCUAAUGCCUACUUUGGAUCGUCUUUUUUGUGGAAAUCACCGUCUGAUUUCAAUCUCGCGCUGGCGACAUUAUACCUCAUUGAGGCAUAAGCAACUUCAAUUAUUAUCCUGGUUGCCGUUGAUUUUAAUGUUAAUGAUAAUUUUCCUACCAAAGUAAGUGUUUUGGAUGACUUAAAUCGAUGCGUUGCCCUCGACCUAUCCUAUUCGCAUAAGAAGGAAAAACGAGAGACAUCCCCGAUAUCCUUUAUUUUAAAUGUUUUCUCGCUUAUUGGUUGAAGAUCACAAGACCUCCUAUGCUGGCAAUCUACUUAAAUUCAUCCGUCUUUUUUAUUUCUCAGGGGCUCCCUAUGAAGCCAGUCUAUGGAAUCAGGGUCAUUGGUUGGACUCAUUCGGGCCGUCACAGCUUGUUUAUUUUUAUUCUAUGAAUGGAGUUUUGUGUCCCCUUCCGCUUUUUCUUCUUCAUCCGUGUGUGGUCUUCCCAUCUGUGUGCACAGUUCUCCACGCGGAACAGAGUUGCAUGCGGAUACAUCAGUAUAAAGUGCUCCCUUUAAAUGUGGUCAAACACCUACCUGCACUUCCUACGUGUUUAAUCAUGCGUGGCCCAGCCAUCAUCACCGAUGCCGUGUAUAGUGUCUCUCCACGCGCCACAUUUUGGCGGCAAAUUUACUGAGCCUCACUCUUUAAUAUUCGUACUCUGGAUUAACGGUAAAGCCACCUUUAUUGGGUCGACAGCCAUUUAAUAAGUCCUACGAUGAUUUCAUGGACAAAGUAACUAAGGCAAACAGUUCAAACAUCUUGAUAACCUAGAUUUAAUCUCAAGAGGUUUUAGAUUAGUUGCGAAGAGUUUCCGACAAGGACAAUGAAGAUGGAACUGGCCAUUCUUAGUUAAUAGUCUUUCCACGACCUUGCUCCCGAUUUCAGUCGACAAUGUGAGCCCAUCACGCAUCGUGUUGAUCUUUAAGCUUCCCUGCCGACUGGACCUGAAUUGGGGUCUCCGGUCCUCUCUCCCUAGGUUGGAGAAUGGCUGGUUUGCGUUGGCACACCAGACAGACUCCCAAUUAACCUUUCCUUGGUCGGUAUGACCUUAAAGCGGUCGAAGUAACUAACCUUAUCCUGCCAACUGCAAGCCAUUGAGUUUCACCAUUCAAAACCGCACAAACCUUGAUUUUCACCUCAUGCUCCAAAGGCGACGUGAUUGCCGAGACCUAAGCUGCAAGGAGAAAGUGAACGUCUUCGAAAGUACGCAACCGCACACUUGAGGGACCUGGAGAUAGGUUUCUUGUCACCUGCCCAUAGUGGGCCAUUUUCGUACUGCCUUUGCUACCAUGACGCUGUACGAAGCAGUCAGCAAUACAGCAAGGAUGUUUGCGUCCGAUAUAUAUUACAACUUUCUGAUAAGCAGUCGGCGAAGUGUACGGGUAUUUUCUGCUAACCGAGUGUCUGCCAAAAGAAGGUUAUCCUACAAAUACAAAUGUGGGCACAAGUUUGGCUGUCAGAGUACACUGCUAGGUAGAGCUUAGUGUCCGGAGAAAAUGUAUAUCUUAAACAAGAGCCGGGAAUCACAACGCUUGUUCUAAGAGCGCAGAAAGAAGUUUCUCAAUGACUUAAUGACUAUAGAAAUUCCAUAGGGGUUGGCGUGUGUUAGCUUUAAGAAACUGGCGAAAUUACAUGGGUAAAAAUAAGCUUCUAGGGGAUUGUUUUGCCGCGCUCAUUGUUCCCUAGUUGUGUGGGGGGGUGUCCUUGACGUCGCCGAAGUCCGGACCUUGGGUGGAUUUUUGAGGCAACGGUGGGGCGAAGGACCCAACUUAACUGUCGGUAUGCCGUGGAUCGUAUCAAACGUGAAUGUUGAUAAUGGGAGUUUUACGGGUAGGGCAGCACGCCAAACAGUAAGUUGACGAAAUGCAAGAAAACGGGAAUUGUCUGGAUUUCUGCCGAAAGUCUUGUCGUACGCCUUCGUAUGACAAGGGAAGUAAAUAAAAGGCAAAUUUUCGAAAAAUAACGGAACUUGAGUAAUGGUUUGAGGUCAUGGGAAUUAUCUUUGGCAGUGUAAUGUCCGCAGCGACCUGCAAAUGGAUGCCAAUAUGACACGAUCCAUUGUCAACUGACAGGUAAAUGGAGUCCUUCACCCUACAGUUGUCAUCAUGACCUUUGCCUGUUUGUCACGGCGCCUCUACGACCCCAGGAUCAACUUUACUUAUCCUAAACAGACCGCUAAUCCAUCUGAGUUACUUUAGCGUUCGGAAAAUCAGAAUUCAUUGUGGUUCCCUUUUUUGAUGAAUAUAGACAGAAAAGACCCUUUGCUCCAUCAGGCAGAAAUAUAGUCCUCUUCAAGAACCGCUACAAAUGAAAUGGCCUUUUUUCCUGCUCACAGGCCAGAAACAAACCGAAAGCCAGUCGGGGGAGAUUUUAGAUCAACAGUUAAGGAACUGGAAACACCAAAGGGGCAACAGAAUUCCGUAGCCUGAUGUUUGAAACGUUGCCUUACUGACCAGAGAGCCCGAAUUUCAGUUCAACCUUGUAGAUCUCCCUUGUUAACGUCUACCUACUGGUGUCAAAAUAUGAAUUGUCACCCCUGGCGGCUGCUGAAUUGCAAUAUGGGCACGACUUUUGUUUAGUGGGAAUACGACCCGAGGUUUGCUUGUCGUCCCCUCCGAAGGAGUCUUUCGGGGUGGGAAGUUUGGUAAAUCUUUUAGGGACUACUGGCUGUGAAGACAUGACAGCCGAUCGUUCUAAAUGAUGAUGUCCACCGUGUCCCCUCAGCACGGCGAGUGCAGGGACGAUGGCUUGCAUGUGAAUUAGCUCAUAGUAGGCCUGAGCUACAUAAACCGCGCUCUCUCCACACACCCCUUAGCUCCGUUUCAAGGCAGUGUCAAGACCGGAGGUUUGAUCUGACGCGGUGACUGGCAGAGCUUAACAGUCCGUCUGCACCUGUAACACAUACAAAGUACGCGCGACGGAUCAGGUUUUUCAAAGAGAGGAUAAGGGGACGACUCGGAAUCCAACAGGGUUGGAAUGCCAUAGACGCCCCCCUCCCCCCCCCCAUCCCCCGAAAAGGUGGUGAUUCGCAAAGCACGCAGCUAAAAGGUCCGCCAAACACUCCCUGAAAGACUGGGGCAACGAGAAAACAGAAAAAUCAAUCAGCAUGAGGCCGACCAGCGCGGCAUGCCACUAAAUUUAUGGUCGAAUGAGAGCAUUUACGCUUUGACCGUGGUGUGCCGACCCCGCUCUCUGAGACGUCAAAAUUCCAAUAAACCUGUUCCCGCGAGCCCAUCAUAUUUCUAAAAUCACCAACACAGAGCUCUGAACUUCAGUCAAUCGAAACCAUUUUCGCUUGACUCUCCGUCCCGAGAACAGGACCGAGUUAUCCCGUCAUUUGGCAACCAUCUAAGCCAGGACUUUUAGCACGCCAUGAUAGUUUACAAGCGCGUACGAUUGUGUAUAGGGAGGAAUAUGCGUUGCGUGCUAUGGGGUCGCACCAGUCUACUGUCGAAGCCGGUCAGUCAUCUGAUCUGGGUAUUGGACGCAAGUGACUGACAGGACUAAACAAUUCGUCUGCGCGUACCCCACGUGGCCUGGCCCCACACACAACAUAUCUGAUUUUUGUAUAAAGAAUGUGGGCUGCUCGGAUAUCGCAUGCAUUAGAGUACUGAAGAUGCCGCAUGGGAAAGGAGCCGAAGAAUUCGCUUCUUGCUUGAGUGAGAUGAUGAUGGUGGGUGAUGUAGGAUGGGUUCUUGUGUGGUGUAUGCCUUAGCGGAAUGAUGUGUGGUGAUGGGGUUUGGUCUCCGGUAAUUUACCGCAGAUUUUUAUGGACGCCCAUUUGGUGACCCAGUGUGUGUAGACGGUGCAAGUGGUUGAUCCGGGUGUAUGUCGGGGUUCCAAACAAAAGUUCGUCGGUCUCGAUACGAUGGAUUCGCAAGUGACCGGAAAAGACAGUGCGUGGUUUCGAGGUGCGGUCGAAUUGGGAAACGUUUUGGGUCAAGUCUGUAUUGUUGGUGGUGAGGGCGGUUCGACAAGUGUGCUGAUUUACAGGUCCCAUUGGGGGUUUCUCCAACGAUAGGAAUGGGACGGUUGGUAGUCGUCGUCGACGCACGUGCUGUGACAGUGAUGAUGAGGCGGCAGCGGUGGGGUAUCGGGAGUGUGCUCGUCAGUGGGGGUUAUUUUUGAGGGGAUUACAGGGUUCGCUUCAGGUGUGACGACGGGGCGUUUGCAGAGACAGUAGGUGGAGUUUUUGCGUCGUAAUCGCAUUGGGUCCUGGCAUAUCCGCCAAGGUCGAUCCGUGCGCGAAAUGGCCGGUGCUAGCGGGGACACGCCUAGAGGGGCUUGGACGAGGUACUUCCAGGUCUCCGGUUUGAUUGGCAGAUUCUCUGGGGCAUUUUCAGAGUUAUUUUAACGUCGUUUCUGUCCUCUAUGCCGAAGGACUCUCCUUGCGAAGUCACCGGUGCUUGGGUAGACACUCGUCACUUCACGCGCUGUGGUCGAUCCAUCGUAGUUAAAAUUGUUUCAGCAUGGCAUGGAUGCCGAGGAUUUCGGUCUGUUCUAGGACUUCCGUGUCUGGGAUUCUAUCUUGCUACCUCAGCUCCAAUAUUAUUUGGAGAGAGCUGAGGUGGUAAUGAUUGAGUCUCCUUGUUUGUACAGCAUAUUAUCUCCAUGUCCCCAUCCCGUAUAACAUCUUCAUCGGGGCUACAGCCCUCGAAGGUUCCAGACUGACGACUGCAGCCGGCAGAAGACCGAUUAGCUUUGGAAACCAGGUGAACCACUUUGUCUACGAUCUUGAAAUUAAUUGGAAUUUCGCCUCCAAGGUAUGUGAAUUUUUCCGCAUCUACCGCGCUCUCUGCUACCCACCUGGGCCGGUGUCAAGACAUAGUCAAACGGAGUCGAGAGAGGACGCAGAUGACUGCCACGGCGAAAAUCCACAAUUAAGCGCGUUCCACCGCAUUGGCUCGGGUCCCAGUGAGUGGGAGUGCUAUAUAGGCCACAUUAAGAGGGAGUCAUUGCAGCCUUACUCUCAGUCCAUCAGUCGGCCACCUCACAAAAAACACACUGGUCUGACUGCGAGGUCCGAGUUAUCCUGUGAAUUGGCAGCCAUGCAAACCAUGACUUUUGGCGCGCUGUGAUAGUCUCAAGCGUUUCUAAGUGUUUAUAGUGAAGAAUAUGCGCUGGGACCGUUUACUUCAUUUUGUCUUUCCACUUCCGGGUACCAAUUCAGUGUCCGGACCGGUCAGUUGCCUGAUGCGCGGAGUGAGCACAGUAGCUGAUAAUGUUACGGUGCACAUCCGCGUGUCACUUGCACGACCUGGCCUCACAAACGCCAGCAUCAGGAUUACACACACAAGGAGGUAGAUAGCUCAGAUGUCAUAAAGAGAGGGGCCAAAUGGCAUAGAGCCUAUCGUAACAAUUAAAGUCAUUUCGUAUGACCCUAGCCACUACAAUCUUCCCGUACGGCCCCGGGUAAGAAGAGACAAGAACUAGACGCCAGUGGGAAAGAGGAUUUUUGUGCGGAAUGAUGAAGGAAUGUUGGUAGCCGGACUAGAGUGUGUCUGGCGCCGCCAAGGCAGCGCCCGCCAGAGUGACGUGCCGUAUCUUGCCUUAAACUGCUGCUGCAAAAGUGUCCAGGCAAGUUGUUAACGCCACUAAUUUCGUUUAUACUCCUCUGUAACCAACCGGCGAAAGGGUUGCUUUGAUUGACUUUAAGCCCACGCGAGGGUAGUGACAAGCCUCGCAUGGUGAAGGCAGAGAGUCGACCGGAUGCGUGGUGCGGACAGAAUUGCAGCGAGACAAAUUGAAGGCAGCUAGGCGUGCGUGCCGAAGCAGGUUGGCACUGGUGCGUUGGUGCAGGCACUGGCAAGAGGCGCGGCGUUUCCAUGACCACCUAGUGUAAUGCCACUACAAGCCCAGCUACGCGAGAGGUGUUGUUAAUGUGAGGUGUUGAAGAUGCCCAUGCGUGAUGUAUGUACUGAUGAGAGAGUGUGCGAAGACAAUGGAGUAAUUGGCGCGGAUGAGGCCGGUGUAUCUCGGUGCCCCGAGCACUGGCUCGCCAGUCUCCGUGAAAUGGAUUCGCAAGUAACUGGCCAGGACGAUGCAUGAGGUGAAUGUGUGGUAACAUCGUGGGCUGGACAGGUCGGGAGCUGCAGAGUCGGUCUCUUUGAUGGCAUUGUUAAUGGUGGGCACGCAGGACAACGGGGUGUGGAUUGCGCUAGGCAUGGUGGGUGUGCAGGGUGUGCCAGGUGUGUCGAUACCACAGUGGGUUCCGAUUUCGUGGAUGCGCAUGUGACCGAAUAGACCCAUGCUGUCAAUGAAUGCGCGUGGUCAGGGAAGGCCGAUGCGGCGAAUGUAUUUUGGUGCCUCAAAUACUGAUGAGAGUGGCAGCUAGUGGACGUCGGGAGAGUUUCGGUCGGUUAUGGCCGUCGUCGUCGCGGAAAUGUCGUCAUUGAUGAUGGAGACGGUGCUGAUCGAUGACGGUGGGGCACAAUGAUUCGGAGCAUCGGCAGUGGGGACGAGCACCGUCGCGGAUGCCGGGGUGAGUUGAAGCAGGAGUGAUCAUGGAGACGACAGUUAGAGAUGUCAGUGGUUGGUGCGUCGGGUCCCGAUAUGUCCAACAAGGUCGUUCUGAGCACGGAAUGUUCGUUGGCACCGUGAGCAUGCCAGGGAGGGUUGACCGUUCAUGUUGCAGGUGAAGGGUGCCUAAGACUUGCAAGCUUCUCCCUUGGCUUUGGCAGUGGCGAUCUGGUUGGCUUUACGGAUGGCUGUCUCUAUCUCUACUGCUCUUCUCCGAGUCGGUCGGCCUUGCGCGGAGUCUUCCCGAGUCUUCUGGUUGAUUUAUGGUUGCCUCAAGUAUUCUUCCAUUUGUCCUUGGAGUGAAGAGUUCGAUUUUCUCGUCGCGAGCACCCGUGGCGACCUCUCCGUAGAAGAGUGGUUUUGGUAGGCAAGUGCCAUUCAUCCUCACGAGAUGGCCGCUCCAUCGCAAUUGCAGUUGCCUCAGAACGACGUGGGUGCUGAAAAUUCUGGUAAGUUCCAGGACUUCCGUGUCCAGGAUCCUGUCCUACCACUUCAACUUUAGCAUCCGUCUGCGACUAAUGACAUAGGAGUGAUUGAGCUUCCGUGCUUGUCUGAUGCAGAUUGUCCAGGCCUCCACACCAUACAGCAGCGUGGGCAGGAUGACAGUUUUGUAGGAUUUCAUUUGAGUGUUCAGGUGGAGACAAUACCCGUUCGAAACGGAGUUCCGUAACCGUUCGACGGCCUGAGUGACUUUGGAGGUCCGGUGGGUUCCUUCGCCGUUGAUUUUGAUGCAGUUCUAGUGUGCUGCCUAAUUAAGCGAAAUCGUUUGCGGCAUUCAGCUCGGUGCUGUUGAUGUGGGUACGAGGAAUACUGUAUGCAGCGUUCGGUGGUGGCUGGUGCAUGACCACCGUUUUGUCCGUAUUGAUUAUCAGUCCGAAGUUAGCGCACCCGGCGGCGAAGAGUUCCAAGCUCUAUCGAAUGCCCUCUUCGGUCCCGGUGUUUAGCGCACAGUCGUCCGCAAAGAUCGGAUCGUGGACUGUAAUAGUAGAAAGCCCUAGUUAGGCCUGCAGGCACCGCAUGUGGAGAAGAUGGCUAUCAGUCCUGAAGGCGCUGCCGGCGCGCUCAUCAUGGCAGACACCUAUAAACACGGCAGACCGAAGAUGGGAGUGCAAGUACACAGACCAGCCUUACUCCCUUCUCCGCUGCAAAUACUUCUGGGACGGUCCCAUUUUCUAUGACGCACGCCAUCGUCUCCACCUGAAACUGAAACAGCACAUGCGGGAAGCGCUCGGAUCGGCCGAAUUUCUGCGUGCCUUUCCACAGUCCCUCGAGAUUUACCCCGUCAAAGGCUUUUUCACAACCACGAAGUUGGUGUAGAGGUGGGUUUGCAUCUUCUGACACAUCUCUUUUAGCUGGUGGACGGCGAAGAUCAUGUCGGUGGUUCUAAGGUGACGUUAGAAGUCACAUUGGCUUUUGGCAGAAGUUCUUCCUCGAGAUGACCGUUGAUACGAUUGGACAGUAUAGGAACGAAGAUCAUCCCGGCGCUGUUGAGCGGCAAAUUUCAUCGGUGGCUAUCACCGAGUUGCUGGCUCCCCUUUCCUUUGUAGAGGUGGGCGACUGUCGCAUCUUUGAAAUACUGAGGACCUUGUCUUCAGCGCCACAUCUCCUGCAGUGGUGUGUUGGUCCAUUAGUUUGGGGCUAUAGUGCUUAUGAACCUUGAUCAGAGUCGCACCGGAUUCCCAUACAUUCCCGCAGGAUAGUUGUUGCAAGGCGCGGCUGAUUUCUGAAAGGGAUGAGGGGAGGUCCAUGUCUUCAUUCAUUUUCACUUGGGAAGUCGGUCGAUAGCGAUGGGAAUGGUUGAUGGGUAGUUGAGCAUGCUGCUGGUGUGCUCAACUCAACACUUUAGAAUCUGUGAUUCUUCCAUCAGAAGCGCCACUACAUUGGAGUUGAGAAGUAGCGCGAUUCCUUUGGUUGAGAGGUCGUAGAUCGCCUUGCUCGCUGCGAAGAAUUUGCUUAAUUCAUUGCCGUAUGCAUCUCUCUGGAUCUCCUCCGUCUUGCGAGACAUCCAGGCGUUUUUCAUUUCUCGCAAUCGUUGGUGCAGAAGGCGGCGACAUCGGCAGAAGGCCACUUUGUUCGUAUCGGUUGGGCGGUCAGUGUAGGCUCGAUGUAGCCUGUUCUUCUUGGCGAGCAAGGUGCUUAUUAUUGAGUCGUUUUCGUCAAACCAGUAUUGGUGCUGACGAUGUGCGCGUCCACUGACGUCCAAAGCUGUUGUUUGAAUAGAUGUCCGCAGCUGACACCACAGAGUCUCCCCGAUGGCGUGCUAAUCCGGGGCUGGCGGUUCUUCUGAUUGCUGAAAUGCAAACGGAAAGCAGGCAACUUCAACAAAACAGUAUUAAACUUAGCUGUUGAUCACUUAACUUGCAGCCCUCCGCGGGAUUUCAGAUGAAAUCUCAAUUUGGAGAUGACGAGACGAUGUUCCGUCCAGCCAACGACGUUGCAGACCCCAUUGGUCACCAUCACGUUCUGUCGAUCUCUCCUUCGUAACAGAGCAUAGUCCAACAACUGCCAGCGCCGCGAUCGGACGUGCACCCAAAUGGCCUUCCGCAUCGGCAGGCGGGAGAGCAUGUCGAUCAGAAUGAGGCGGUAUACAGCGCAGGUACGUAGGCAAAGGAGGACAUUAUCGUUGCAAUCGUUGAUUUCAUGAGGCCUCAGCUCAUCUCUCCAGGCAAAGUAGUUUGUCCCGACGCGGACGUUAAAUUCGCCAAGGGAAACCAGUUUUACGCCUCCGACACAGUCAUCUGAAGGGCGUGCAGAUUCCCGUAUAAUUUAAUCUUCGCCUCGUCGAAGCUGGAUAUUGUGGGGGCGUAAAAUGAUGAUUGUGGCGAAUUUGGAUCCUCGAAGAGGCAGGCACAGGCUCAUCAGUUGGUACUUGAUGACCCGCUGCAUACUAGCCAGUCGUUCCGCGAUGUCGUUCUGAAUAGCAAAGACGAUGCAUGCGUCUCGUAACUCUAUUUUGGGAUCGGUUGCUGCAGAAGAAGGUGUAGUUGGUAUCCACCUCAUCCAGCUAACCCUUUUUAGAGAACCGGGUCUUGCUGAGACAAGCAGUGUCAACCUUAAGGCGUAUCGGUUCUAUUUUGACUAGCGUCGUCCUCCAUUCUGGCCGGUUGUUCCUGGGAUUGUCGGAAAGGGGAAGAAAACUCCAGGCUACCAGAUUGAACGGGCUCAUCAUAGAAGCACGGAGGAGGUAGAGGGCAGCGGGACGAGGGUAACUGUUGUUCAUUGCAUUUCUUCGAUCGUGAGUUUUGCAUUUACGACUCACUGUACACAUGUAGAUGGCGCGAUUCUCAAGAAUUUGUUCACGAAACGUUUUCUAGUCCCCUACCAGUGACUACGUGAGCAGUGGCAUCCUCAAAUGAGGUUGCUCAGACAUCCUAGACGGCUGCCGAAUUCAAUUAUAAGUCACGGCUUUGUGUAGUGGAGGGCGACUCGAGUUAGCCUGGGCCCCCUAGGGGACUUUGCGUCGCCCUGUCAGUAGGAAUUUUGAUAUUGAGGAGAGAGGGGGGAUGGGGAGAGGAGCACAUUUUCCGGGUAUGGGGACACACACAACACUGGAAACCCUCAUCUGCUUUAGCCCGCCGGUCGAGGUGGUUGUCGGGGUGUGGCCGUUAGGAAGAGCCUAGAUCCGAGGAGCCACAUAUGAGAGUGUAGUGUCAGUUAAUGGACGCUAGAAGUAAUCAACACCUACAAGCAAGUGGCGUUCCGCAGGAGAGCGUUCUGAGUCAAAUUCUGUUCUAAAUAUAUGCGAAUGUCUGCCUGGACUGUCUGAACUGUGAGCGCAUAAUGUAUGCCGACGGUCUCAAAUUGUGGAAAUCAAUAUGGAAGCCGGAAGACUCUCUACAUAUACAAAACAAUUCGAAUCGCUCGCAACAGUCGUGUGAUUAGUGGUUCCUCAACCUCAUCCUUACCCAAUGUCAACUUAUCCGAUUACUAUCUAUCAACGGGCGGCCGUUGAGAUUUGAAUCUCACUACUAUAUGGGAGGUCACCAACUCGAAUUAAUCAACGAGUUAAGAUACCUCGGUGCGUGGAUGGCGUCAGCUCUCGAACCCAGGUCUCACUGCUCCGAGGUAUCAAAAAAGGCUAUGGGUAUCGUAGACGCGAUUAGGAGAUCCUUCCUAAAUUCUGACGAAGAACUUUUUGGUCGAGUAUUUGGAACAUUUGUUCGGCCAAUGUUUUAUUAUUGCGUCCAGGCAUGGUGUCCCUGUACGAAACAGGAUAACACCCUACUGAAGGUCGUACGAAGAAGAGCAACCAAGCUGGUCGACGGAUUAAGUUACUUACCUUAUGAGAGACGCCUGAAAAUGCAAUAAAAUAUUUUCUCUCUCUUAUAGACAGUAGAGAGUGGUAUGGUCAUGGCCUUUGGGAUCGUCCAAGGGCUCGAAUGUGCUUACCAGUUUGACGAUUUCUUCGAACUGGCGCGAACGAUCAAUCUUCGGGGCCAGCAAUACAAACUGAAGAUAAAAUAUGCAAAACUUAAUGUGCGGGCCAAAUUCUUCUCCCAUCGGCUGGCUGAAAGAUGAAAUGAUUUGCGAACUCCAUUAUCUUGGCGGAAAAUGUUAAGACUUUCAAAAAGGACUUGAUAAAUGUAUGCUUGAUGGUCAAAUAUUUACUCGAUAUCAGUGGCUGCAUAACCGUUUUGUAGAUAUGUGCAUGCUUUUCGUCCGUCUGUUUGGAAAUAGGAUUUUCCAACGUUUUGUCUAUAUCCUUUAUAUACACUGAAGUAUACUGAAUUACAAGGCCAUUUCUUUGACCUAACGCUGGACACACCUAUAUCGAACACACGCAAUAAGUUCGACCAUCGCUGCUGACGAUACAUGCCGUGUGCCCCACUACAACAACAGUGGAAUCUUUCUGUGAAUCUGUGCCUGCCGGUGUGGAAGGAGACCGCCUGGAUGCACCACCGAUCCCGGCGCUUGCGGCUGAUGGACUAUGUUCUUCUUCGCAGGCGAGAUCGACAGGACGUGGUGGUGAGCAAGGAGAUUUAUGUCGCUGAUGGCUGGGCGAACCAUCACCUUGGUGUCUCCAAGAUGAGGUUCUGUCCGCAAUCUCGCAGGAGGCCACAAGUUAAGCGAUCAUCUGGAAAGCUGAAUACCGCGUUGUUGUGUUUGCCUGCAUUCCGUUUUCAUUUCAGCAAUCAACUGAUCCAACUACUGGAAGACCUGGCAGAAGCAGGUGAAAAGGAGACCGUGCGGACUCGACGGUGCCGACGUCAGGACUCCGUCCAUCCGAACUCCACGGCCGCCCUCGGGCGCGUACGUCGCCAACAGCAGGACUGGUUCGACGACAACGACGCAGGCAUCACCAGCCUGCUGGUCGAAAAGAACAAGCUCUGCAGAACCUACCUUGACCUCUAA
Molecule: messenger RNA, 23883 nt
Organism: Spirometra erinaceieuropaei
Lineage: Eukaryota; Metazoa; Platyhelminthes; Cestoda; Diphyllobothriidea; Diphyllobothriidae
Source: the annotation of a GenBank genome assembly